CCGAGCUGGUGAGCGAUCACAUGAGUGAAGAUGGCUGCUUCAGUGACAGUGGAGCAGUUCACAGUAUUGCAGCUUCUGCUAAAGGCCCCCUCGAAGGAGGCUGUGAAGCAGCUCUGUCAGGAUGGGUUCUCGUGGCGUGGGACUGGCUAUGUUGAGAGCACAGCCAACAGCUUGUCAAUCACAGCCGAGGAGGCAAAGCAGCUGCUUGGAGCUCUGCACAGUCUCUCUCACCACGUGUUGUUCCAUGGCCUAUCUUCUCCUGAACGGCUCCUCGCUGUCUUCCCAGACACCUUCCACCCCAGUCUGAAGAACCUGCUCACCAAGAUCCUCCUGGAGCACAGCCCUACAUGGAGAAAUGAAGCCCUUUCCAAUCAAAUUUCCUUGCCUCAGCUGGUGGAUAUGGACUGGAGAGUGGAUAUCAAAACGGCUUCAGACUCUAUAGCCAGGAUGGCAGUGCCCACCUGCCUAGUGCAGAUGAAGGUCCAGGACGACCCCUGUCUGUGUGGGCUGAGGCCGGGGGUUUCCACGGUAACUGUAGAGCUCAGCAAGGAGACCCUAGAGACCAUGCUGGAUGGGUUGGGGCGGAUCCGGGACCAGCUCUCCGCCGUUGCCAGCAAAUAGACCUUAGACAGCAGAGAUAUGCACGUGCUGAGGAAAAGCAGUUUACUUGUCCUUCUUGUGCUGUGCCAAUUAUAAUGGACCAUAAAAGGACAGUUCAGUGCUUUUUAGGCACUUCCCCUUCAACAUCUCUGAAACCGUUUAAGAUAUAGACUUCAUAUGUGUUAUAAAAAACCUGCAGGUAACCAUGACUAAUAUAUGAUUAGUAUUUUAUGUAAUUGUCAGAAUGCAGCCACAUGACUUUUUGGUUUCCAAACAAUAGGGGCCACAUGCUUUGAGGUGUUGACUUCAGAUUUACACAGCUGUGUUCUGGGAUUCUCUUGAUCAAGUUAUCAUCAUUUUAUUCUUCAGCGUGCUGCGAAUGUAGAAUAUUUUUCACAGUAGUGACACCUGAGUGGUUGCGAUUUUCAAGCUGUAACUUGCUCUCUGAAAUUAUAGUAAGUGUUCCUUUUAAAAUAUGUAAAAAAUAAAAAUAAAAAUAGA
Polyodon spathula (Mississippi paddlefish) is the source of this 1101-nucleotide messenger RNA. RefSeq names its product COMM domain containing 9 (gene commd9). The transcript is spliced from 6 exons. NCBI's taxonomy places the organism in Eukaryota, Metazoa, Chordata, Actinopteri, Acipenseriformes, Polyodontidae. Bases 31 to 621 code for a protein of 196 amino acids. The record is from RefSeq and is a predicted model, not a curated record.